Molecule: messenger RNA, 678 nt
Organism: Radiomyces spectabilis
Lineage: Eukaryota; Fungi; Mucoromycota; Mucoromycetes; Mucorales; Radiomycetaceae
Product: concanavalin A-like lectin/glucanase domain-containing protein
Exons: 3
Coding region: 1-678 (225 amino acids)
Biological process (GO): carbohydrate metabolic process
Molecular function (GO): hydrolase activity, hydrolyzing O-glycosyl compounds
Source: RefSeq, a predicted model, not a curated record
AUGGGAUAUACCAUCCCAUCAAAAUACAAGAAUACUCUUGAUCGUGCGUUUGAUACGGACAAUGUUCGCGUGGAAAAUGGUACAGCCGAACUGACUGUGCAAGAUCGUAACGGCCGUAUGACCUCUGGCUCUUUUGGAACACGAAGAGCGGAUAUUCUAUAUGGCUCAUUCCGAGCGGUGAUGAAGAUUACCGAUGAACCAGGAACAGUGGGUGCCUUCUACUUUUUCCGAGACAAUAAACACGAGCUCGAUAUUGAACUGCUUAGCCGUAAUAAACAUCCUUGGCAAGCCUACUUUGCAGCCCACCCUCAGAUCUACAAUCAAGAUGGCUCGGCUUCGCAGUUAACUCACGGCAAAUAUGUCCUGGAUAAUGAUCUUUCAUCGGACUAUCACGAGUAUCGUAUUGAUUGGUUACCUAACCGUGCUGAAUUCUUCGUCGAUGGUCAGAAAGCGCACGAGUUUACAACCAAUGUGCCCGACCUUCCAGGCAGAAUGCUGGUCAAUCAUUGGACAGACGGUAAUCCCAACUUCAGCGGCGGCCCUCCUACCAAACCAGCUACUCUCUCAGUAAAGAGUUUGACCUAUUACUUUAAUACGGAAUCGGAUCCGGCGCCGUCAACCAACUGUCCUCCUACUUCUUGUGAAACUUCUGGUAAGUGGUACGUAUGCUGUCCGUGA